UAUGACGUCACAGUUCCUUGCCUAGUAACUGUGCCGGACAUCUCAUAACAAUACAAGUCUCGACGUUGUGACGGCCGCGCAAAAUCGUGUACGAUCUGUGAACGGAGAUGGCCACACCUGCAGUUCAAACCCAUCGCAAGAAACGCCACCCCAUUGUCCCCAAGAUCCAAGGCUAUAGUCAUGAGGAAUUUGACAAACCAAUUGUUGAGAAACAUCCACCCUGUGAGAUCCCGACAGCAAGACAUUUCCCGGGGCUGUCGAUAAAAGGUCUCCCCAGCUUGUUUACGGAGACGGACUGUCGUACCGCCAUCAUGAGCUACGCCACGAGCACCUGCUGCGUCGGCACCGACCCCGCCAGAGAGAUGGACAUAACGGCACUUUAUCCUAAACACGUACACUACUACGAUCUCAUAACUUUCGGCGAGACUAGGUCGACAUGCCUGCGGUUUGUGCCACACCGGGAGAAACGGCCCUUGGACGGGGCGAACCAGGGAGUGCCCCCCUCGCCGUGGGAGAUUCCAUGUAGCCCCAUCUAUAUGAACACAAGGCACGAGCUGAGGAGUCCGGUGCCACAUACAACUAGAGUACAGGCGUGUGACGUGUGCGCUGCCCGGGGGUCCGUGCCGUGCUCCGUGUGUGAGGGGUCGGGAUACAGACGCUGCAAGAGCUGCGGGGGCCUCGGGGUGACGCUGGAGGAAGUAGAGUAUGGCGAAGAGGAGGAAGUGGCCGAAGUGGCGUGUGAGUCAUGCAGACGGAAGUGUAUUCUUAGAUGCAAGUCAUGUUACGGGAGUGGUCAAGAAACUUGCCGUACCUGCAAGGGCCACCGAGCGGUCAGAACAUUCGUGGAACUAAGGGUCAAUUAUCGGUGCGAGCGUGACUCCUUCAUGGACAACCCGUCCCCUGUCCCUGAAGAUGACAUAUUUAUCUGUGAGGGCUCUGAGAUAUUCAUCCAGGAAGACUUCCCUGUCGCCCCCAUCACAACAUACUCCGUGGAAGCCAUGAACAAGGCGUCCAUUUCUCUUGUUACCAAACAUAAUGACGCCUAUCCUGGAGGGAAAAUACUUAAACAGGUUCAGAGCAUGUGGGUGAUACCGGUGACGGAGGUUCAUUACACGUGGCGGGAAUUCCCCCACCGGCUGUGGGUGUACGGAAACUCGCGCAACGUGUACGCCCCCGACUACCCACAGCAAUGCUGUAUGGGGUGCAAGCUGAUGUAGUGGGCAGGGUGGUGCGUGGGGGGAGGUAGAGAAGCUGGACAUUCAGCCAUUAAUAUCAGAUGCGUGUUUGCGUUCUGCUGAAGAUUCUUUAUCAACCGAUG
Haliotis rufescens (red abalone) is the source of this 1318-nucleotide messenger RNA. RefSeq names its product protein SSUH2 homolog. NCBI's taxonomy places the organism in Eukaryota, Metazoa, Mollusca, Gastropoda, Lepetellida, Haliotidae. The record is from RefSeq and is a predicted model, not a curated record. Bases 108 to 1217 code for a protein of 369 amino acids. The transcript has 10 exons.